Molecule: messenger RNA, 476 nt
Organism: Dissoconium aciculare CBS 342.82
Lineage: Eukaryota; Fungi; Ascomycota; Dothideomycetes; Mycosphaerellales; Dissoconiaceae
Exons: 2
Coding region: 102-359 (85 amino acids)
Source: RefSeq, a predicted model, not a curated record
CUCAGAUCGGCUUCAUGUGCUGUGCUUCCCAGACGUUGAGGUGUUAUGAUCAGCUCUGCGAAUAUGUGCAUCACCAUGAUCAUUAGGUAACGUUAGAAUGGAUGAUGUAUGGAGCUCUCCUCAUCUUUGUCCAAUGGUGGGGCGAAUGCGGCGUCGCUCAUGCUCAAAGUAGCACUGAUCAAAGGACUCCAGGGCUGUCUUCCACACUGUGGCUGCCCAUCACAUGUUCUCGCGACGAGCACGCCCGGGCGAUCAAAGACACAGCAGCAAGAUUUAUCACGCAGGUACAGCGACAGUGGAUAGCGACAGUGAGUCCCCAGGUGGAUGUGGAAAUCACAUUUCAUCAACGGAACAAAUAGUACAUGAACACCCACGUAAGAGAUAUCCACGAGAUCAAGAGAAUCGUAACCAAGUACUCGUGGUCCCACCAGUACAAGGAUGCCUCAGGAUAACAGUGGCCCCCGGCCCUGAUCAAA